AUGCUCUCCGCCUUCACAGCUCGGCCCAUCAUCGAGCUUAAGCAGCGCGACAAGUCAAAGAUCGAGACAAUCCUCGCAUACGGCGAUCGGGUCCUCGUUGGCCUCAACACCGGCGCCCUACGAAUUUACCGUCUCAACAAUAUCUCCACAGACGCUGGCAACGUUAAUGGUGGCAACAACAAUAACGGCGUCGCGUCUGCGACUGGAAGCUUGCCAAACGAUACAGACCAACCGAAACACAAAAGUAACCCAAAGGCAACAGAUCUCUUGCGCGAGGUCGAAAAGUUCUCAACGCGCCCAAUAGAACAGCUAGCCAGAAUCAAGGAGGCCAACAUUAUCGUGUCACUAUCUGCCUACUAUGUAUCUCUCUACGAUCUAUCAAGCUACGAGCUUAUCGAAACUCUCGCGCGUACGAAGAAUGCAAGUUGCUUUGCCGUAACCAGUAACAUUGUCAAAGAUGCGGCGACAGACAUCCCCGAGAUCAUAUCCAGGCUGGCUGUAGCCGUUAAGCGAAAGCUGUUGUUGUGGAGUUGGCAUGCAAGCGAGUUGAGCGAUGAGGUCAAGGAGAUCGUCCUGCCCGAGGCUGUGCGCUCUGUAACAUGGGCAACCGCCACCAAGAUCGUUUGCGGAAUGAAUGCCGGAUACGUUCUUGUCGAUAUCGAUACCUUGACUACAAUGGAGAUCAACGGCUCGGGCGCGGCAUCUGCUGGUGGCCAGGGCAGUCGCUUUGGUGCAGCCAGCAUGGGUUACAUGGGACUUGGUGGCUACAUGCCGAAACCCUUGACCGCCAAGUUGGCUGAUGGCGAAAUGCUCCUGGCAAAGGAUGUCAGUUCACUCUUUAUCGAUACCGAAGGAAAACCCCUCGAUAAGAAGCAAAUACCAUGGCAGAUUGCUCCAGACAAUAUUGGCUACAGCUAUCCCUAUAUUCUAGCACUGCAGCCACCCUCCAAAGGCUCACUCGACGUCUGGAAUCCGGAUACAUUGAGCUUGAUACAGAAUAUUAGCUUACCUGGAGCUGUUCAGAUGCACUUCCCUCCACCGACUGUUAGCCUUGCCCAUGCUGGGAAAGGCUUUCACAUCAGCAGUGAUCGAGCCGUGUGGAAGAUGGACGCAACUGACUAUGACUCGCAGGUGGCGGAACUCAUUGAGCACAAAAAGUACGACGAAGCUAUCAGUGUACUUGGAAUGCUGGAAGAUGCUCUGCUGAAGGACAAGGUUGCAACGAUGAGAGAGGUGAAAAUGCGGAAAGCCGAGUUGCUUUUCCGCGCCAAAAAGUACAGGCAGAGCAUGGAUUUGUUUAACGAGGACGACGUCUACGCACCUCCGGAGAGAGUACUCAAAUUAUUCCCGCGAGCAAUUGCCGGAGAAUUAGCCGAGGAAGUGGCCCGGGAGGAGCCUGUAUCAGAGUCCGAACAAGAGGCACAGGAGGCGGAGCAAGAAUCUGCCGAUGAAGAAGAUAAAGCCAAUGGCGAGAAGUCAUCUGAAGACGAGUCUACUCCAGCACAUGCUGCAUCGCCAACGCGGGGUGGAGGUUUCGCGAGAUACUGGCCGCUCGGCGGCGGGGCCAAGAAAGCAGAUUCAGAUACGGCUUCCAUCAUGUCGAAAAAGGGUCAUGUAGUCGACAAGGACACAGAGACUGCAAGUGUCAAGGGAUCAAGACAUCCUUCGGAAACAAUCCCAGCCGCGAACUCUGUGCUCGAAGGGAAAGACCUGAUGGAAGCCGCCGGAGAGCUCAAGUUCUUCCUCAAUGGAGCCCGCGCUCGGUUACAACGCAUACUAGAUGUGGAAACCGGAAAGCUGAAGAGACAGUCUUCUUCUUUAUCUGGGACCCAGCCUGAGCAGCUGACAAAUGAGGAUCAUGCAGCAAUCAACAACAUGAGUGCAUCGUUCCUUGUUGAUACAUCCAAGCUGGAUUCGGACCAAGCACUUGAGGAAUCCAUCAGAGCAACUUUCACACUGGUCGAUACUACUCUGUUCCGCGUGUAUAUGUUAUCGCAACCAAAUCUGGCAACCCACUUAUUCCGAAUCCCGAACUUUUGUGAUCCAAAGGUGGUCAACGAGAAGUUGUUGCAAACUCAUCGGUAUAACGAACUGGUCGAGUUUUUCUACGGCAAGAAAUUGCACAAGGAGGCAUUGACGCUUCUCCGAAGAUUUGGCAUCGCCAAUGAGGGACAUGAUCAUGAAGAAAAGAAAACCUUGCUCCGCGGUACAAGACGUACCAUUGGUUACUUGCAAGCAUUGCCGCCCGAACUUAUCGAUCUCAUUCUCGAGUUCUCCGAAUGGGUCUUGCGAAGAGACCCAGAUCACGGCAUGGACAUAUUCUUGGCUGACUCUGAGAACGCUGAAACGUUACCCAGAGAUCGCGUCGUGGAAUAUCUUGCUGCUUUCGACGAGAACCUCGAGCUGAGAUAUUUGGAGCACAUAAUUGAUGAACUGGAUGAUGCGACGCCAGAUUUCCACAACAGAGUCGUCGAGCUCCGGAUAAAGAAGCUUCAAGAGCAAAAGGAAGGCGAUGAUAGUAUCGGCGAGGCAUCCGAAAAGCUUGUAGAUUUCCUCAAGAAUAGCGAGCAGUAUGGCCCAGGCCCAGCGUACAGACUAAUUCCUAGAGACGAUCCGCGCUUCUAUGAGGCAUUGGCAGUCGUGUUUAGCAAGAUGCACCAAGAUAAGCAGGCCCUAGAGGUUUACGUCUUCAAGAUGAGGGACUACGCCAAGGCCGAGGAAUAUUGUAAUCGUGUACAUAAAACACGGCGGAAUUCAUCCUCUGGAACAUCGCCAACAGUAUCCAUAUUCGGACGCACGUCUCGUCCCUCCUCAUCCCAACAACGCUCAAACGAGGAGCCUACAGACCAAGACGAUCCAGACUCGCAUCCUUCAAUCUACCACACACUCCUAGGUCUUUACCUUACACCACCUUCUCCGCAUGAACCGAAUCUGGAACCUGCUCUGGACCUGCUCUCCAAGCAUGGUUCUCGUCUACCUGCAUCGUCGACAAUCUCUCUUAUACCAGACGAUUUGCCGGUCAAGGAAUUGGAAUCCUACUUCGGUAGUCGUAUUCGUGCGGCCAACUCAAGACUGGCAGAGAGCCGAAUUGUGGAGGGAAUGCGCAGGACUCUGCUAGUUGAUACUCAGGCACUUCUCUUGCUUGGCGACGGGAUGCCUGGGGGCCAGGGUGGAAGGAAUAGGAGAGUUGUUGUUGGAGAGGAGCGCAUUUGUGGGGUUUGCCAUAAGCGAUUAGGAAACAGUGUUGUCGCAGUCCUGCCCAACAACAGUGUCGUCCACUACGGUUGCCUGAACAGAGGCGGUGGGAGGCGACCAACGAGCACAAGUGGUGGGAGAGUCACGGCUGGCGCUUGGGGUCGAAGUUCAUAA
This is a messenger RNA of Pestalotiopsis fici W106-1, 3369 nucleotides long. RefSeq lists its product as uncharacterized. Bases 1 to 3369 code for a protein of 1122 amino acids. Gene Ontology annotation, cellular component: cytoplasm; fungal-type vacuole membrane. NCBI's taxonomy places the organism in Eukaryota, Fungi, Ascomycota, Sordariomycetes, Amphisphaeriales, Sporocadaceae. The transcript is spliced from 5 exons. The record is from RefSeq and is a predicted model, not a curated record. Gene Ontology annotation, biological process: intracellular protein transport; vesicle-mediated transport; endosomal vesicle fusion.